Diachasma alloeum is the source of this 460-nucleotide messenger RNA. RefSeq names its product histone H3. Lineage: Eukaryota; Metazoa; Arthropoda; Insecta; Hymenoptera; Braconidae. Gene Ontology annotation, cellular component: nucleosome. Gene Ontology annotation, molecular function: structural constituent of chromatin; DNA binding; protein heterodimerization activity. Bases 36 to 446 code for a protein of 136 amino acids. The record is from RefSeq and is a predicted model, not a curated record. The transcript has a single exon.
CCUUGAGUUAAGUCUCAUUGUGAUUAUUUAGUACAAUGGCUCGUACCAAGCAGACUGCCCGUAAAUCUACUGGAGGAAAGGCUCCACGGAAACAGUUGGCCACCAAAGCCGCUCGCAAGAGUGCGCCAGCAACUGGAGGAGUCAAGAAACCCCAUCGCUACAGGCCAGGAACCGUAGCUCUUCGUGAGAUCCGUCGUUACCAGAAGAGCACUGAGCUCCUCAUCCGUAAACUUCCAUUCCAACGACUUGUUCGUGAGAUCGCCCAGGACUUCAAGACUGACUUGAGGUUCCAGAGUUCAGCUGUAAUGGCUCUUCAAGAAGCCAGCGAGGCUUACCUCGUUGGUCUCUUCGAAGACACCAACCUCUGCGCCAUCCACGCCAAGAGAGUGACCAUCAUGCCCAAGGACAUCCAGCUGGCUCGUCGUAUUCGUGGAGAGAGAGCUUAAGUUGUUUCAACUUA